This is a messenger RNA of Biomphalaria glabrata, 3619 nucleotides long. RefSeq names its product dual specificity tyrosine-phosphorylation-regulated kinase 4-like. The record is from RefSeq and is a predicted model, not a curated record. Gene Ontology annotation, cellular component: nucleus. Gene Ontology annotation, molecular function: ATP binding; protein serine/threonine kinase activity. The transcript has 14 exons. Bases 28 to 1818 code for a protein of 596 amino acids. Gene Ontology annotation, biological process: mitotic DNA damage checkpoint signaling; protein phosphorylation. Lineage: Eukaryota; Metazoa; Mollusca; Gastropoda; Planorbidae.
GCAUACAGCAUAUCAUGGAAUUUAAAAAUGUCCGUGGAAGAAAUAGAAAAUUUGUCACAAAUGGAGGUUAUCUAUAAUUUCAAAAUGAAAUCACCUGGCAGCAUACUUUGCUCAGAUAUGUCUCUUGAAGAUAACGAUAAUGAGAUCCAAACAAAUGUAAUGCCUAAAAGAGUUAUAGUUGAUGCUACUUACAUGGGGCAAAUAGAUCAAGAAAAUGAAUCAAGUUCACAGAAAGAGGAUUAUGAUAACUGCAUCAUUGAUAAAAAGGCUUAUGUUAGCGGGGCCAAAGACUUCAAACAGACUUGCUAUACGUUUAACUUGCCAUUUCGGCAAAAAGACUGUUGGCGACAGAAAACUGUUCAUUACAGUAGUGACUAUGGGGAUGAGCUCCAUAGACAACUUAACAAUCUUCAUGAACAGAGAGAAAUAAAACCUUUUGAUUACAGUUUCAACAAACAGAUGUAUUCAGGUUGUCAAAAUAUCGGGCCUAUUGAAGAAAAAGAGAGAAAAGGUGGUUUUGGAAAAGUUUAUCUUUAUGAGGACAUUCAAACUGGUUGGAGGUUAGCAGUGAAAAAGGUAGAAGAAGUGAAGAACAAACAUCUACAAGUGAAUGAGGUUGAAGUUCCUAUUCAUUUUCCCAAUGAAAUAAAUAUUGCUAGAGUUUUGGGAUGUUUUUUUGAUGGCCUGGAUUUUUACAUUAUUCAAGAACAUGCAGGCAAAUCACUUUGUGAGGCAGAUAAAGAUGAGUUCAAUAUGUUCAGGACACCAAACAAAUCACUUACAUUUGCCUUCCAGCUUUUUACUGGCCUGAAUGUUCUAAGCCAACAUGGCAUAACUCAUUGUGAUGUAAAACCACAGAAUGUGUGCUUCAGUAAAACACAUGAUGGCUCUUUCCUUGUCAAGCUGAUUGAUUUUGGCUCAUGUCAGACCAAAAAAGAUCCAGCUAGCUGCUCAGGAUUGACAAAGGAAUAUCUUCCGCCAGACUUUAAUAAAGCAUACUUCAAUACCAGACUAGCAUGUCACAGAGACGAAAGGGCGUGUACUGAACAUUUAAGAUCCUUGAAUGAGAAGGAUGAUAUCUGGGCUGCUGGUUUAACGCUGCUUUAUAUUUAUAAAGAGAAUCAUCCCAUGCUUCAAUAUUUUGCUGAACAGCUCUCCAAAUUCAAAGAUUUAGAAAUGAACGAAAAAAGAAAAGAAAAUAAUCGAUUGAUUGGUGGCCUGACUGAUCCUCUUAGUGACUACUUUACUACCAAAUGUGCAGCAUUAGACAAUAUAUUAAGAUGUAUCCUUGUCGUAAACUCAGACUUGAGAUGGACAGCUUCACCUAUAUUGGCAUAUUUACAAGAUCAACUGGACAGAAGUUUCAUGGCUACAGCAAUGUCAGAGCCUUGUGACGACUUUAUUGAUAUUAAAAAGGGAAAUGGUCAACGUGAACCAAUCAUUUCCGAUAUUGGAAAUACUCCGGUUGAAGAUGGUGCCCAAUACUUUGGCUUAAUAAUGAAAUCAAAAAAGAAGUACUACACAGAUAAAAUCUCUGACAAGGCCAGAACAACGAGACAAAAUCAUCCUGAAGUUGGCAAGAACUCUCAUUGUGCUGUUCAAGAAACUAAUCAGCAAGAAGCUAUGAUGGAGUACAGCCUGCAGAGGGAACAGUUUGUCUUCCCACCAUAUCAACCACAAUAUCAGUCAGAACAUCAACCUUCAAAUCAAUCGUCAUCCCCAAUCAGGGAGUGCCUGCCAGUGACACAAGCUCGUGCCGUCAAGGAAAACAACAUUCCUCGCUUUGAUCUGCUGCUUGGAGACUCAAACCUUUGUUAGCUUUACAUUUUACUCUGUUGAACUGGUCUUUUGACGUGGUAUUAAUAUUACACAUAGGACUGGUCACCAGAAUGUAAACGAUGUGUUUAUUAUCAAUGUGUGUAACGUUGAAGAGUGCUGGGUUCAUGUUGCCUGGAUUCACACUUGACAUGUACCGGUGACAAACAUAAAUGAUAUAGAUUGACUAGAGUACGAUUUUUAGCAGACAAGAUAUAACGCAUAUUCAAUUACAAUAUGCUGCACUUCAUAGUAGUUACAAAAACGAUCCAAUAUACUUACAACAUCCACAUAACAGCGGUAUCAAAUAUAUCACACACCGGUACCGGUAUAUUAAGUCCUCAAGAAUAGGUGUAUAUACUGCUUUACUAUUAAAUCACGUCCGCAUCACAGCGGGUAACAAUAAACUUCAAUAAUAUGUAUCCAGCUCUAGGUACAGAAAAUAACUAUCAAAAUACUUUUACUGUCUAAAGUGACUUAAAGUUACUACUGUGUUCAAGUGACCACUCUACUCAACUCACUAAAAGUUACUACUGACUAAAAGUCCAGAUGAUUCUCUUGCUUUUCUCUUCUUGAUCCGAGGUGAAAAUAUAACAGGCAAUUUCAACCAAGACUGUAACACUCUGGUCACUUUAAAUCUAACUUAAAGAUAGAGUAGAAUGUUUAUAGGUGGUGUGUGUAGAUCUUUUGUAAAAAUUUAAAAUUUGGUGGUUGAGUGGUCAAGUGCUUGGCUUCCCAGCAGUAGAGUCUCAGGUUCGAAUCUCUGUGAAGACUGGGAUUUUUUAAUUAAUAUUUUUAGAAUGCCCCUGAGUCCAACCAACUCUAGAAUGGGUAGCAGAAAGUAAAGGCAGUUGUCGUUGUGUUGGCCACAUGACACCCUUGUUAACCAUCAGCCAAAGAAACCUUUACAUCAUCUGCCCUAUAGAUCGCAGGUCUGAAAGAGGUACUUUACUUUUUUUUUAAAUGUUGGUAAAACUUCUUCUCUCUAUGCAGCCAGUGCCAUGAAAAACUCAAGAAUCUUUUCUUGCUCUCAGCUGCUGCACUUGUUUGUAAAAAAUGUUUUACAUAAUUGGGAUGUUCCUUCAGAGUUGAAGAUAGUUUACUUCCUAGUCCAAACCUCCCGCAGGACGACGGAGGAUGGGAGUGGGCAGGGUUUGAACCAUCGAUACAUCCGAACUACAGUCCAGCGCGCAAACCCCACGACCAGGCAGCCAUCCUUUGCCUUACAGACAGCUUAUACAUAAUAUUAACAUCACAGAUUUAUUUAAUGACAUCUGCAGGGUUAACAUUUGUUUAUGCUAAUUCUGCUGCAAUUGAACAUUAUAAAUUAGCUGUAAAUAGGAAAACUAGUUGAAUCCAUGUGCCAAAAGAAAACUUGUUCUUCCACAAGCAAUUAGUCUUCUCAUCACAUUUACAAGGGUUUACUAUGGUCUAUGUGAUAUCACACUUGACUAUAAUAAGGCUUGUCUUCAAGUCCGAAGAUUAAUGAGGAAUGCAGUAUUUCCCGUGGAGGCAAUACAACACUUGACUAUACACAGCAUGAUAAAUGUCAACUUGAUGGUAAAGUUUUGUAAUAAAGUAAGCAGUAGACUUCCUGAGUAUUACAUUGUGUGAAACACUGCAUGCUAUUAUAGUGUAUGGCUGUUAGGACAGUAUGUUUGACUAUUAGAAUUUCGGGGUACUUUCGUAUCAUUGUUAUCAGAAUAUUUUAAUUGUAUUCAAGAACUAGUACCAGAUAUCGAACUGUGUAUCUUUUUGCUUUGUUGAAGAUUUGAAUUAAAUUGGUUUAUAUAAAUAUAACAAA